AUGUCACUUGAUGAAGCCGCUCCUAGAUACGGCUACAUAUGGGAAUAUCGAAGCGAUGCAGAUCCGUGGGAUACAGAACGAGUUCCCCAGUGGACACAAUAUUCUAGUGCUACAUCACUAGCAAUUGAAAACGCCAAGAAUCAACAAUCCAAGGAGAUAUUUAUUGAGAAUAAUUAUCGUAUUGACUUGGAAAAAUAUGUUCAGCAGCAUACGAUAGACUUACAUAGACAAAGACCUAUUCGGCGACGACGACAACUGUUACAGCACGAUUUAAUCAAUAAUUCCUCAGAUAGCGAAAGUAUUAAAUCUCACCGAGAACGGAUGUCAUACUGUUNCAUUGAAUACAGAUUGAUCAGUUUUAUACUCUAUUAA
Molecule: messenger RNA, 372 nt
Organism: Adineta ricciae
Lineage: Eukaryota; Metazoa; Rotifera; Eurotatoria; Adinetida; Adinetidae
Source: the annotation of a GenBank genome assembly